Megalops cyprinoides (Indo-Pacific tarpon) is the source of this 2096-nucleotide messenger RNA. RefSeq names its product solute carrier family 45 member 3. Gene Ontology annotation, biological process: transmembrane transport. Gene Ontology annotation, cellular component: membrane. The coding region runs from base 423 to 2078 and encodes 551 amino acids. Gene Ontology annotation, molecular function: sucrose:proton symporter activity. The transcript is spliced from 5 exons. The record is from RefSeq and is a predicted model, not a curated record. NCBI's taxonomy places the organism in Eukaryota, Metazoa, Chordata, Actinopteri, Elopiformes, Megalopidae.
CUUCCACAGUCAAGAUAAUACGUUUCAGGACAGUCAAACUUGAUUCCUGGUUCAGAGAGGAAUUGAAGCAUCUAAAGAUACUGUUAUAUUUGUGGAAUGUAAAAUUAUUCUUAGAAACUCAUAGGACAGUGUAACCAUGGAAACCAAACAAAUGGAGAAAUGGAAAUCUUGGGAGUAAAACUGUGAGAGUCCAGUUGCCCUCCCCAGCAAACACUCCAUCAGAUCUCCUGACCUGGACAGAACGGCACUCCAAAAGAACCAUGGGAAAUAAGCACUCUGGCUCUUGGUCAAAUCCUCAUUGCCCCAGCCAGCUUUUAGGAUUUACAAUACAUUGUAGGACUACCCUCUACACAGUGGUUGUGUAGCCCCUGUCUUGCAUUCUGUGACAAGGGAGAGCAGACAGGCAAACAGAGCAUUUUGCCAUGUGGGCCAGGGUGGCUCAGCUGAUUCUGGUCAAUGUACUGACCUGUGGGCUGGAGAUCUGCAUGGCUGCUGGGACCAUCUACAUCCCACCCCUGCUGCUGGAGUCUGGCAUGGAGGAGCGCUUCAUGACCAUGGUGCUGGGCGUGGGACCGGUGCUAGGGGUGGUUUUUGUGCCCAUGAUUGGCUCCGCCAGCGACAGGUGGAGUGGGCGUUUCGGGCGCCGACGGCCCUUCAUCUGGGCGCUCUGCGUUGGCGUGCUGCUCAGUCUGCUGAUCAUCCCCCACGCCUCGAGCAUCGCCGCCCUGCUGGCGUCACGCCCCCGCCAGCUGGAGCUGCUGCUGCUGGUGUCCGGGAUCUGCCUGAUAGACUUCUGCGGCCAGGCCUGCUUCACGCCCCUGGAGGCCCUGGUGUCCGACCUCUUCCCCGGCGAGGAGGAGAGCCGGCAGGCCUUCUCCAUCUACUCCUUCAUGAUCAGCCUGGGCGGCUGCGUGGGCUACCUCCUGCCCACUGUGGACUGGCACACCGGCUCCCUGGCUGUCCUGUUGGGCGGACAGGAGCCCUUCAUCUAUGCCCUGCUCACCCUCAUAUUUCUCCUCUCCCUGCUGACCACGGCCUUCAUCUCAGAAGAGCAGGGAGUAGGGGAGGUGUCCAAUAAGAGGCUAAGUUCCACCACUAGCGUCGCCCCCAAGUCCAGCCGGUGCUGUCCCCGCCCCCAGCACCUCCGCCUGGUCGUGAAGGGCUGCCUCUCCCUGCUGCCGCGUCUGUAUGAAAUGUACAGGCAUGUGCCUCUGGUCAUCCGCCGGCUCUUCGUGGCUGAGCUGUGCAGCUGGAUGGCGCUCAUGUCCUUCUUGCUCUUCUACACGGACUUUGUAGGGGAGGCACUGUUCCACGGGGUGCCCACUGCCCAACCAGGCACUGAGGAGAGACUCCACUAUGACGAGGGUGUGCGGAUGGGCAGCCUGGGUCUCUUCCUGCAGUGCGUCACCUCGCUGGUGUUCUCCCUGCUGAUGGACAGGCUGGUGGCGCGGGUGGGCAUGCGGGCCAUCUACCUCAGCAGCAUGGUCCUGCUGGCGCUGGCCACCUCGGUGAUGACCGUAUCCCGCAGCCUGCCCCUGGUCACCCUCAUGGCCGCCGCCACCGGCUACACCUUCUGCACCCUGCAGAUCCUGCCCUACGCCCUCACCUGCCUCUACCACUCCGACAAGCAGGUGUUUUUUGCUUGUUCCAAGUCACUGCCUUCGCUGGAUAAAAAGAGAGCGGAGAAGAUGAUGCUGCCCCCUGGUGCCAUCACGCAGCACUACAGCAACGGACAUCCUGGUGGAAUGGCAGGCCCUGGGACCUCGCCGAAAGGGCUGGCCGCUGCCCCGUCCCUGGGCCUGUACGUUUCCCUGCCCAUGGACAGCCUCCUUGUGCCUCCGCCCAUCCCUCCGGUCCCGCCCAGAGGCAUGUGCUUGGACAUGGCGAUCCUGGACAGCGCCUACCUGCUGUCCCAGGUGCUACCCUCUCUCUGCAUGGGCUUCAUUGUCCACCUCACGGGCAGUGUCACGGCCUACAUGGCCUGCGCCUCCGCCUUCAGCCUGCUCGCCAUCUACUUCUCCAGCAGGGUGAUCUUCGACAGGGGCGACCUGAAUGGCUGCUUGAGCCUCAGCACUUGACAGCAAGAUGACCUACCU